This is a messenger RNA of Dermacentor albipictus, 7655 nucleotides long. Lineage: Eukaryota; Metazoa; Arthropoda; Arachnida; Ixodida; Ixodidae. The record is from RefSeq and is a predicted model, not a curated record.
GUGUGGUCCGUGGCUGAAAGCUGAGGCAUGGUUCCGCGAUGCGUGGCACACUGAACACCAUGUAGGGCUGACGCAGCGAGGGACAAACUUCUUCUAUGGCAGCGCUGCCGGAUAACGUGAUCAUCAUGGAAGUUUACAACGACGCCGACUUGAGCGAUCCGGUGCCAGCCUACAAUGGCGAGCAGAGCCCGCCUCCGGUAUUGCUCAAGCCAUCUGCGGCUGGAACGAAAGACUUCGUCACCGUCGUGUCCGUAGAGGACUCUGCCGGUGGCAGCGUCGUCUCGCCGGGGCAAAAUGACCGCGACAAUUAUGUGACGCUGUUAGAAGUCGACGAUACACUUAGCGCCACCGAAGAAGUGCUCGUGUACCGCCUUCCCGGUGAGAGGCUUGGCAUGGCCCUCAAGUUCGUUGGAGGCACUGCGGCCGCCGAUAAUGUGUCCAGGGUCUUCAUUCAGUCCAUCACGCCCGAGAGCCCGGCUUCCAGGGCGCAGUGGAAGAUAUCGCCCAUCAAGGAAGGCGACGAGAUCCUCGAGAUUGGCGAUACCCCCGUCACCUCGAUGACUCGUUUGGACUGCGUAACACUGCUCCGAGAUUCUCCGGUGUGCAUCAAGCUGCUGCUGCGACACCAGGGCGAGUCGUCGGCGGGUCGAGCUCGGAAGAACCCGCCGCCGCCGAUUCCGCCGCGGAAGUCCUCCAUCGGAGGGUGCAAUGGGAGCGAACUCGCCGCAGCAGCGCCAACGACGAGCGUUCGACAGCAUGUCGAGCUGUUCGAGAAGCACGCCUCGGGUAUCGAGCGCAGUCCAUCUCUGCGGAGGCCUUCCAUUCCACCGCCGUUGCCGCCGCGCCGUCCAAAAUGCAGCUACUCCGAUUCGGAAGAGCAAUCGCAGACGCCCACGUUUCCGGGCAUGUCGCUGAGCAUGAGACUUCCGGGAUGGGAAGAGCUGAUGCGGAAACGCGGUGGCAGUGGGGACAAGGGUGACCGGCCCGUCCAGCCAGACUUCUACAUGGACCUCCUAGCCGAAGAAGACAAGAAGCUACUCGAGUGCGAGUCCGAUGACACCGGCAGCUCCGUUUCGACCGUCAUAGAGAAGUUCUCGAGAGCAAGCACCGCCAACUCGAGUUUUUCUGAGCACACUCGGCAGCAGUCGCUCGACAGGCCGUCCCACACGUUCGAUCUGGAGAAAGUUCUGAGUCCCUUCGAGCAGCUGGAGCGAGAACUAGACGGCCACGAAGAAACGUGCGUGGACGACGACGAGCAAGAUCUUGAUUUCGUUGACGAUCCUGGAAUCCUCAACGACGGCAAGGACGCGCUCUGCGACGUGCUGGGUCUACCGUCGCCUAUCGCACCCCCAGAGUCCUUUCAAGAUAUGUCGUCACCGCAGCAGUGCCUUAACGAAGUCAUCUGCAGCGACACCGAGUACCACUUGACCUCGGAAGAAGAUCAAGAAUCCAGACCAGACACGCUGUCCCCUCUCCAAGAACAAGAAGAAGGCUCUGACCAAGAGGUUGGCACGGAAGUUGACAGACGACUGGCGGACGCAAAAGAAAGCCAUGUCGCCGCAGCCAUGGCUCUUGACAAGCUAUUACAACUUGACUUCUGCUCGUCCGAGCCGACUCCACGCCGUGACGAGCGCGAACGAUCCCCCGUUGAACGUGAGUGCGCCCCGAAAGAAGAGGAGGUGCACCCUGCGGAUGCCAACGAGCAGAGCAGUUACGACGACGACAAUGACGACAUCGCCUUCGAGCUGCGCAGACACGCGGAACCUUUGCAGCAGGCGCAGGAGCUGCUGUCAUACUCCAAAGUCGUCAAAACGACAGAGCACUGUUCGAGCUCCACCGUCGUUAUCCGCAACGGCCUGCUCGACUCGCGUGGCAGCCAGAGCUUCUUCGAGGCGCUGGAAGAGAUGGACACAUGCUUCGCGUCGCCUGCCAAUAAAGAGAUCCUGAGCGAGCGCACAAUUACCAUCUCAAGUCAGCGGAGAGACGAAUUGGUCGGAUGCCCGGCGAGCAGCACGGACAUUGAACCAGAACCGGAAUACAAAGACCCCCUGCGCACAUACCAGAGCUCCGCUUGCGUCACGCUGACCCCUGGUGGCAGUGGAUCUGACGGCUACGCUGAACCGGAGGGCACCGUGAACGUCGCCUCGCGCUUCGACGGCGGUGCCGACGAAGAGCCGAGCGGUAGCGACGACUCACUUCCGAACGACAUGCUGGAUUCCUGUGGCGGAUACCGAGACGAGACCGACGACGCCGUAGCACGCGCUACGGAAGACGUCGUCAUGGAAGGCCGUCUCCUGGACAGCCCCGACUCGGACGUGUGUCAUCCCGGCCUCGACGUGGUGGCUGGCAUGUACGGCGUGCUUCCGCCGCCGCCCGAAGAAGAGCGGGCCGCGGUCGAAGGCUGCUGCAGCGGCGCGCCGCACCCGUCGGAGGCAGCCGACGCCGCGGCGCUGCUCGAAGGCAGCGACAUGGACACCAUCCCCGAGGAAGAGACCGGCAGCGAGCUGCUGACCGAGAGCAGCCAGCUGGACAGCGACAGGUCCGAACCGGAGGACUCGUCCGAGUCACCGAUGCCCAGAGACACGCCCGAUGAGGGAUCCGAAGAAGAGAACAAAUCUGACUGGGCGCUGCCAUCGACUGUCGGGCAGGUCGACGAUCUUGCUCCCAGUGGUGAUGAAGAAAUCUUGAGCCCCAUCGAACACGAAACACCCAGCCCGUUCAGGGAGAGGGAGGAGAAGUCCCGGACUCCGGACUCGGAAGACCCCAUGAGCUCUGACGAGGGCGGCGGUGGAGGCUUCCCGUCCCUGCUGCUGCGGCGGCUGCCACCCGACGGCCACGAGUUCCCGACCGCGUACAGCGAACCUUCGCUGCCCAAGGCGCCGCCUCCACCAUCCGCUGCUAUCAGCGCUUCCGGCUCCCAGGAAGACGCGCUGCCCCUCAAAAAGCCCAUGCACGUGUACGAGGACUCUGGCAUCUUCUCGGACGACCCGCUGUCCUCGCUUUCCGCUUCCGAAGGGGAAGAAAAGACGAAGGUCGCGGCGACCAAGUCGCCCAAGGAGUGCUGCAGUCGCCAGGGUGACGGGCGAGCCGCCGUUGCCGGCGAAGAAGCGCCCUGGACCAACGGCGUCGACAAGGACUCCACGACGUCGCCACCGCCAGCUGCGAUGAUCGCGGCCGAGCCACCGCCUGCUGGCGCGGCAGCCAAGGAGGACACCAAGUGCCUUCCGGCGAUGUUCGCGUCGACGCCCCUGCCCACGCCGGCGGCCCAGUACAGCUCCCCUCUCAUCCUGGACAGGAGGGCUUCGGCCGAGGCCACGCAGAAGAGAUACUCCGGCAUGCUUGCCUCCAUGCUUGAAACGACCAAGUUCGGCACCAAGCUCAAGGGGCUCGUCAUUCCCGACAAGCCCAAGGCGCCUGCGACGGUGGCCAAGACGCUGCCUGUGAUUGUGAGCAACUCCGUUGUGCCAGCGUCUAACAAAAUGGUCGCUACCUUGGAGGAUAGCAAGCCUAGGAGGGACAGCAAACACUCUCCGCCGUCGCCGAAACACACUGCCUUGCUCGCCGAUCCUCCGUGGAAGACGAAAGAGGUGGCCGAGGUUCCCAAGUACUCGCCAGCGUUCAAGCGCCGAUCUCUCCAGGUGUCAAAGUCGUGCGAUGUGUCUCCCGUGCGCGGCGGCUCCCAGAAUGCCUUCCAAUUCUCCCUAACGCACAGCAAGCCCGUGACGCCAGUCCUGCCGGAAACGCCCGUCAUGUCUCCGCCUCCGCUGAGCUACACGUCCUCCGGAAGCAGGUCGAGGUCGAACAGCAGCUCCUCUACCUUCUCCAAUCCUUCCAGCAGUGGAUGUUCGUUGGAAAUAGCCAAGAAAAGCCGGGCCGAUUCGUUCGCAAUGAGUGACAGCGAGCAGAAGCAAACGCCCACUGUCGUUUCUGAAACGACCGUUGCAAAUGGUAAACCUUAUGGGCAGUCGCCGCUUCUGGAGCGGUAUCUCUCUAGUUCUACCUAUGAUGAAAAGAACGCCGAGGCAAAAGUGUCGAGGCAGAACAGCGUAAAAAGCGUUUCGUCCACCGAUUCUCGAAGUGAUGCAAAGACAAUUACAAAUGGUCAUGACGGGCCCAGUGCAAAGUACAAUUCUGAGCGGAGAAGUUCGGCUGAAAUUCAGCGGAAAAAUUCCUUCGGCUCCGCAGACGCUGUGAUUCAGGAGGCGACAGCACCAAUGGUCAGUGCAUCUAGCAGCCCUCCUCAAGUUCAGCGGCUAACCACGGCUGAAACGAAGUGCGACGAAAGCAGGAAGGCGGCGAGGACAUGGGAGACCACGUCGCUCAAGGACGCCAAGACGAAGUUCCGUUCGAUGGACGACCGUAGCUGGAACUCGCAGUUCAGGCGAAACUCUUGCGAGCAGCCGGUGUACUCUACAAGAGUGAACAGUGCCUCUAGCCUUAACGCGGACCAGAGGACACGGUCUCUGGACCUGAAGGAAAGUCCCAGCGAAGCGUGGCAAAAGAGCGUUAGAGCCAGUCAACUUGGUCAACAAAAAACGGUGCUCAAGAAAACGAUCGACAGCGCAGGCAGCGCGAAGAGCUUCAAAGCUCUGGCUCAAAAGUGGGAGCAGAGGUCCCAGGACGCACAAGGAAGCGUCCCGCAAGCACCGAGGAAAGACAUAGUCGUUACAAAUGGCAAGAGUCAUCCGCCGGUUGCUCCCAAGCCCCACGAAUAUAAUAGGCAAAGCCAGUACAUCGUUGCUAACGGAAAGGCGUCCCCAUCGACGUCAGCCGAGUACUCUCCCUCCGUGCAACUACGCUCCCAGAAAUAUUCUCUCUCGAGACCCGCAUCGAUGUACGAGGAGAGGGACAAACCGCGCCUGAGCACUGAUUGGCCAGAGUCGCAUCCUUCGUCUUAUCUCCGAACCAAGGUGGACAGGCCAUCUAGCGCGACUUACAGAAGCAGCAAGAACUGCUCGCCUUCGCUCAGCGUAAACGACAUCAAAAAGGCGUUCGAAACCGAAGCUGCGAAAGUGCCUCCGCGGACCCUGGCCUCUCUCCGAGCCAUGAGGUCCGAACAACAGCUUCCACUUCCCGAGCACCGGCGGUUCUCCUCGAUCGACUCGAACGAUUCAGGCAACAGCACUGCUUCGAGGGAACAGUACUCUUCCAUGACCUCCCUGGCCUCCACUAGCAGUCUCAUCUCGCCCCAGGAACUUCAACAACUUAUCGACGAGGCAAACCAAUCGCUGGACGAAGCUGGCGCCUCUGGACAUGACAUUCACGUCGUCAUCCUCCACAAGGACUCGCCAACAAGCGGACUUGGGGUCACCCUUGCAGGUGGCUCCGACUACGAAACGAAAGAAAUUACGGUCCACAAGGUAAUCACCGGGGGUCUGGCAGACCGGGACGGGCGAAUCAGGAAGGCCGACCGAAUCCUCUCCAUCAACGGCAAAACAAUGAAAAACGUGACGCACAAGGACGCCAUCGACAUCCUCAAGUCGCCAAGGCAGGAAGUAGUGCUGGUCAUCUCGCGGGAUGGCCGCCAGUCCGUGCGGACGACGCCCAACAUCAGCCGGGCCUCCAGCUUGUCUUCCGUCCUGGACGUGGUCGACGAGCCCGAGGUCGUCCCCUCCUCCGCCUCGCCUGUGACCGAGGCUCAGCAGAGCCCCACGCCUGCCAAGCACGAAAAAAUCGUCCUAGUGAAGGACGGCCUUGGCUUGGGAUUCACCCUGGAAGGUGGCAAAGAUUCUCCGCUCGGGGACAAGCCGCUAGUCGUCAAGAGGAUCUUUAGAGGAGGCGCUGCCGAGCGGGACGGGCGCCUCCUGGUGGGCGAUGAACUUGUCUCCAUCAACGCUCAACCCGUGUGCCUGAUGACGCGUACCGAGGCCUGGAAUUUCCUCAAGAAGCUGCCCGACGGAUCGCUCACCCUGCAAGUCGUCCGCCGGGCCUGUUGAACGACGAGCGGAUGUUGCGCGCUGCCAACUUGUACAAAUGUGACUUUCUUUCUUUUUUUUUUGCGGUGCCACUCGUCAUCGCAAGGAUCCGUCGGACUUUCGUCGCCCUUUGCAAGACGUGCUCCGACACACAGCAGGUUGCCGUGUUGAAAGUGUGCGAGGACGAGCACCUGGUCUGGUCCAAGAACCACUGCGACGUCUGCACAAGCGCUACUGCACAGCGAAGGCUGCUCGCCCUAUCGUACAGGACCGUGCAAAGUUCGGUUUGUUGUUAACAUGCGACCGGACACGGCGAUCGCAGCUGGCAAGCUUGCCGAAUGCGUACGGUAUUACACAUGGCUUCACGUGAUAGCGUCUAUGAACUGAACAGUCUGCAAAAGCUACCUGCGGCGAUGAUUACGUUGCAGUGCUGUUUCUGCAUCUUGACGUCGCUCCUUCAGCGUAUCAUUGUUGGGAACGUAUACUUUCUAACCGCAAGUGCCAUCACGCACAAGGUUAUGUUUUUUUUUUCGGUUCGCUUUUUAGAACUGUGCCGGUCUUUGCAUUUAAAGAUGGAUUGUUUCUGGGAGAGUUGCCUCCGUUUAUAGGAGUGAUGGACUGGUCUUUACCCUUGUUCAUUGCACAGAAAGGUGUCGCGAGGCGGACAGUAGAGAGGAAUUUGGGGAAGGUCAAAUCUCUUCUUUUCCACUGUAGUUCUUUCGCUUGUGCCUUCACACAGCUUGUGCCUCGUAUUUUGUGCUGCACGGCGCAGCCAACUGUAAGAUAGUAAUAUAUAUUCCUAACGCUUUAGCCUCGGCCACCACUGCCAUAACUGGAAUGGUACGUUGUUUAUGCUUUCGUUCGUCAGCAGUUCGGAGGCGACAAGCCACAGAAGAGCGUCAUUUCUUUUCUUCUUGUUCUUUUACGCGAUUAUUGCCACAGAUGCCAGGCAGUCAUUGGCUUAGUGUGGUUGAUGUUGCUAAAAACGACAGUGGUGCAGAAUGCUCUUAUAUAUUUCGUGUACGCAAAGCCAACAGGGUGCUUCGAUCAAAGUGCCAAUAUGACAAGAUGCAGGAGACAACGUACUUUUUUUCUGACAUGGCUACUGAAAUUUAACGGACCUUGGUGACUUAUGUCGGCCACAAAGCCGGAGUCAGUGCCCGGUGUAGAAAUGUUCUUUUUGCUUUAUACAAAUAUUAAUGAUAUAUUCCGAAAGGUGAAGUUUGAGGAGUAUUUUGUCAAGCAAUAUAACAAAUCUAGCUGUGAAGCAAUUAAAAAAACGCCUAUUUAUAUAUGUACUAGGAGAGUCGUAUGAAUUAUUUUUGUAAUAUAUAUUUUCUUUAUCCUAGAGGUGCGUCAAAAACGCACUUAUCUUUUACGUUUCUAAGCCGACUAGUGCCUUAGAACAAUGGCUACAACUGAUAAUCGCACAUGCUUCUUUUCUUUUUGAUGGUGGUAAGAAGUACUUUUAUAACAUUCGAUCGAACGCACACACAAGCGUCGCAUUUCUAACGAUUUUCUUCGCAAUUUUAUGACAGUGUUUGACACUCCUAAAUCAAAGCGGAUCGCAUUCACGCCUUACAUCAUAUUUCUUUUUUUUCUAUUACACAUCUGCGCUUUCUGUUUCAUGCUUCGGUUGAACAACCGGUAAACGUCAUUGUGCAGUAACAACCUACAUUUCUUUUUGUAUGAGUGACUGUAAAUCAGUUGUGGUAAAUAAACUUCAGUGAAGCCUGUUGA